This is a messenger RNA of Grosmannia clavigera kw1407, 2229 nucleotides long. Its product is annotated as bifunctional catalase-peroxidase cat2. Gene Ontology annotation, molecular function: catalase activity; heme binding. The transcript has a single exon. NCBI's taxonomy places the organism in Eukaryota, Fungi, Ascomycota, Sordariomycetes, Ophiostomatales, Ophiostomataceae. Gene Ontology annotation, biological process: hydrogen peroxide catabolic process; cellular response to hydrogen peroxide. Gene Ontology annotation, cellular component: cytosol. The coding region runs from base 1 to 2229 and encodes 742 amino acids. The record is from RefSeq and is a predicted model, not a curated record.
AUGGCCGAGGGCAAGUGUCCCGUAGUGCACAAUGUCGCCGGCAACGGCACACGCAACCGCGACUGGUGGCCGGCCCAGCUGCGUCUCGGCAUCCUACGCCAGCACACGGACGCUUCUAAUCCGCUCGACAAGGACGUCGACUACGCCAAGCUGUUCCAGAGCCUCGACUACGCGGCCCUCAAGAAGGACAUCAACGCCGUGCUGACAAACUCGCAGCCGUGGUGGCCAGCCGAUUUUGGCAACUACGGCGGCCUCUUCAUCCGCAUGGCCUGGCACAGCGCCGGCACCUACCGUGUCACCGACGGUCGUGGCGGCGGCGGCCAGGGCCAGCAGCGCUUUGCCCCCCUCAACAGCUGGCCGGACAACGUCAGUCUCGACAAGGCCCGCCGGCUGUUGUGGCCAGUCAAGCAGAAGUACGGCCAGAAGAUCUCGUGGGCCGACCUGAUCCUGCUGACCGGCAACGUCGCUCUCGAGAACAUGGGCUUCAAGACCUUUGGCUUUGCUGGCGGCCGUGCCGACACCUGGGAGGCCGACGAGGCUACGUACUGGGGCGGCGAGACUACCUGGAUGGCCAACGACGUGCGCUAUGCCGCCGUCAGCGACAGCAAAGACCCCCAUGAGCAUGCUGGCGGGCUCGAGGAGCCCAUUGCUGCGUCCCACAUGGGCCUGAUCUACGUCAACCCCGAGGGCCCUAACGCGGUGCCGGAUCCGCUGGCUGCAGCUCAUGACAUCCGCGUCACCUUUGGCCGCAUGGCCAUGAACGACGAGGAGACCGUGGCGCUCAUCGCCGGCGGUCACACCUUUGGCAAGACCCACGGCGCCGGCGGCGGCGAUCUACAGGGCCCCGAGCCUGAAGCAGCCGGGCUUGAAGAGCAGGGCCUCGGCUGGCGCGGCAAGCUGGGCACGGGUGCCGGUCCGCACGCCAUCACGAGCGGACUCGAGGUCACCUGGACGUCGGAGCCGACCAAGUGGACGAACAAGUUCUUCGAGUACCUUUUCGGCUUCGAGUGGGAACUGGAGAAGAGCCCGGGUGGCGCCAACCAGUGGGUGGCCAAGAACGGUGGCGAGAUCAUCCCAGACGCCUUUGACAAGAGCAAGAAGCACCGGCCGCGCAUGCUGACGACGGAUCUGGCACUGCGCUUUGACCCGGCCUACGAGAAGAUUGCGCGACACUUCAAAGACCACCCAGACGAGUUCGCCGACGCCUUUGGCCGCGCUUGGUUCAAGCUGCUGCACCGCGAUCUGGGCCCGCGCACGCGCUACAUCGGUCCCGAAGUGCCCAAGGAGGUGCUGCUGUGGCAAGACCCGAUCCCGGAAGUGACCCACACACUGAUCGACAGUGCCGACAUUGCUGCGCUGAAGCAGGCCAUCCUGGGCUCUGGCGUCGAGCCGGCCAAGUUCAUCCGUACCGCCUGGGCGUCGGCCUCGACGUUCCGCGGCAGUGACCGGCGCGGUGGAGCCAACGGUGCCCGCAUUCGCCUACUGCCCCAGCGCAACUGGGUGGCCAACAAUCCGGCCCAGCUGGCUGAGGUGCUAGCCGUGCUGGAGAAGAUUCAGGCCCAGUUCAACACGGCCCAGCAGAGCACCGACAAGCAGGUGUCGGUGGCCGACCUGAUCGUGCUGGCCGGUGCUGCGGCCAUCGAAAAGGCCGCCCAUGCGGCCGGCUACACGUCUGUCAAGGUGCCCUUCUCGCCGGGUCGCGGCGAUGCCACGCAGGAGCAGACGGACAUUGAGUCGGUCGGCUACCUCGAGCCGGUGGCCGAUGCGUUCCGCAACUACGGCAAGUCGACGGCUCGUGCACGUGCCGAGGAGCUGCUCAUCGACCGCGCGCAGCUGCUGACGUUGUCCGCACCCGAGUUGACGGUGCUGCUCGGCGGCCUGCGCGCGCUCAACGCCAACUUUGACGGCUCGGCGAUCGGUGUGCUGACUAAGCGGCCGGGCGUGCUGACCAACGACUUUUUUGUCAACCUGUUGGACAUGGCCACAGUCUGGAAGCCAGCCGGCAGCGGCGCCGACGCGGACGAGUUCUUUGUCGGCAGCGACCGUGCCACGGGCACGCCGCGCUGGAAGGCGUCGCGCGUCGACCUCAUCUUCGGCUCGCACGCCGAGCUGCGCGCUAUCGCCGAAGUGUACGCCAGCGCCGAUGCGGGCGAGAAGUUUGUGCGCGACUUUGUCGCCGCCUGGACCAAGGUCGCCAAUGCGGACCGUUUCGACCUAACGCCCCAUUGA